CCCGGUUGCCGGCUGCUGCUCCCGCCGCUCCCGCUCUCCCGCCGCUCUUCUCUGCGGCUACCGCGCGCCUCGCCCCAGGCGGUCCAGCGCGCUCCUCGGACGCCGAGAUGAAGGUGCUGGGACACAGGCUCCAACUGCUGACAGGGCUCCUGCUCCACGACGUGACCAUGGCCGGGCUGCAGGAGCUGCGAUUCCCUGAGGAGAAGCCUCUGCUCCGCGGCCAGGAUGUGACAGAGCUGGAUAACCCUGACACCUUCCUCUCAAUUGUGGACACAGACUGGAAGGAACAUGACAUUGAGACGCCUUAUGGCCUUCUGCAUGUGGUGAUCCGGGGCUCUCCGAAAGGGAACCGCCCAGCCAUCCUCACCUACCAUGACGUGGGCCUCAAUCACAAGCUGUGCUUCAACACCUUCUUCAAUUUUGAGGACAUGCAGGAGAUCACCAAACACUUUGUGGUGUGCCAUGUGGAUGCCCCCGGGCAGCAGGUGGGGGCGUCACAGUUCCCUCAGGGGUACCAGUUCCCUUCCAUGGAGCAGCUGGCUGCCAUGCUCCCGAGUGUGGUUCAGCACUUUGGGUUCAAAUAUGUGAUUGGCAUUGGCGUGGGAGCCGGAGCCUAUGUUCUGGCCAAGUUUGCGCUCAUUUUCCCUGACUUGGUGGAGGGGCUGGUGUUGAUGAACAUUGACCCCAACGGCAAAGGCUGGAUUGACUGGGCCGCCACCAAGCUCUCUGGCUUGACCAGCACUUUACCAGAUACGGUACUCUCCCAUCUCUUCAGCCAGGAGGAGCUGGUGAACAACACAGAGCUGGUGCAGAGCUACCGGCAGCAGAUCUCAAACGUGGUGAACCAGGCCAACCUGCAGCUCUUCUGGAACAUGUACAACAGCCGCAGAGACCUUGACAUUAACCGGCCUGGGACUGUGCCCAAUGCCAAGACUCUCCGUUGCCCCGUGAUGCUGGUAGUCGGAGAUAACGCACCUGCUGAGGAUGGGGUGGUUGAUUGCAACUCCAAACUGGACCCAACCACCACAACCUUCCUGAAGAUGGCAGAUUCUGGUGGCCUUCCUCAGGUGACACAGCCAGGAAAGCUGACGGAGGCCUUCAAAUACUUCCUGCAAGGCAUGGGCUACAUUGCACACUUGAAGGACCGAAGGCUGAGUGGAGGAGCAGUGCCGUCAGCCAGCAUGACUCGCCUUGCGCGCUCACGCACGGCAUCCCUCACCAGCGCCAGUUCUGUGGAUGGCAGCCGCCCACAGCCCUGCACCCACUCAGAGAGCAGUGAGGGCAUGGGCCAGGUCAACCAUACCAUGGAGGUAUCCUGCUGAAGCCCUUGUCCUGCCCAAGACGCCUGCUUACCUGCCCCCAGGUCCACUGCCAUCUCUGCCCCGGCUCAUCUUCCAUUUAGUUUAUUUUUGUGAGAGCGAAGGGGAGGAAAUGGGUUACUUCUCUUUUAUUUAAAGGACAAGGGGAUCCACCUUAGACAGUACAGCAGAACAGUCUUAGAUGGAAUGAGGGGCUCGCCUUAUCUAUUCCCAUUUCAUUCAACAUGGUCAUCAGCUCGACAUGGCCUUGGGGUGGGGCCAGGAAAUAGGAUACAGUAGGUGUGGUGUCUGAAGAUGGGGGGUGCUGAGCCUAGGCUCUGGUGUGAGUGGGAGUCAGACAAUGGGGAGCCCUGAACCUCCGAGAGUCCCUUUCCUAUAACCCUUGCACCAAACACACCUAUCCUGAUAGUACAGGUGACAAUCCUGAGGCUAGAAGCCGCAAGAGGGCACUCUAAGCAGACGACUACUCUCCUGGUGCUCUCUGGGCAGGUCAGGUGCUGUAAGGCUAGCCAGACAAAACUAUGGAGACAGAAUAGAAAGAACCCCCAUACUCUGCCACCCCAGGGCCAGGUCUCACCCUGAGGCAAAGGUCACCUUGUCUCCUGCCCCUUGUGGCAGAGGGAAAAGGUCAAGAUUGCAUUGUGUAGUUUGUAACCCUGCAAACUUCACGGUGAUCCCUUUGGGAGUUGGAAAGUACUAGAGUCCCUCUUAUCCAAGAUUCCACCAAGAGUGUUUGUGGCAGUGCCCUGGUCAAUUUGGGCCAGUGUGUCACAGACAUCACUGGAGAAAUGAUGGAAAGUGAUGGUCCAAGACAGAAAGAUACCAUGACCUCUGCCUGCUGGAGGGGCUGGAGCUUGCUCGGUCCCGGGGUGGGAAAUGGGUGGGUCCUUGAGGUGAAUAAAGGCAAAGAGGCCAAAGGUUCUUGAUGCACCCUAGCCUCCUAGAGACCCCAACUAUGCUGUCUUCCUGUUCAUUAUCUUACCGAGUAGACUCGAAGCCCAGAAACCAGAGCUGUUGUUUCAGCCUGGUCACUGGUUUCAUCCACUGUCACCAAAAUGGGGGAGAGAAAGCACCAAAACAAAAGAAGAAAAAAAGAGCUGUGUGUGUGUAUGGGGGAGGUAUUGUAUAGGUGUUCUGAACUAAGAACAUCUACAUCGAUGUCUCUGUGGCACAUGCCACUCCCUUCUGUAACUGUAAGCCAUUUCUAGACUGCUCUCAAGUCCAGUGGAGUGUAUUCUAUCCCCAGUUCUGUUCACUCACGUGCUUCCGUGAAUACUGAAUGUGACUGUUUAAAGCUGGUAGAAUUAAUCCUUACUGUAGAUAGCACUUCCAGUAUUGGACAUCUUUUUGCUGUGUUCUUAAGAUAUCUAUAAAUACCUAUACAUUAUAUAUAUAUAUAUGUAUGUAUGUAUGUAUAUCAGGUCCUCCUGUGUGUGUUUUCCUGAUUGGUGGUUGUUUCCUUUUUGGUCAAGGUGAACUUUUAAUGGAGUUCAUUACUUUUCUUUCUGUACAAAGAGCCUAAUUUUGUGUAUUCUGGUGGCUGAUAAAAGAUUUUGAGAUGACAAAAUGUAAAACAAAAGAAAAGCCCUUGUUGAUACAGAAAGUUAACUGUGCAGAAAAACUAAUAAAGAAAUGAAGAAUA
Molecule: messenger RNA, 2961 nt
Organism: Phodopus roborovskii (desert hamster)
Lineage: Eukaryota; Metazoa; Chordata; Mammalia; Rodentia; Cricetidae
Gene: Ndrg4
Product: NDRG family member 4
Exons: 17
Coding region: 108-1322 (404 amino acids)
Biological process (GO): positive regulation of ERK1 and ERK2 cascade; signal transduction; brain development
Cellular component (GO): cytoplasm
Source: RefSeq, a predicted model, not a curated record